This is a messenger RNA of Lactuca saligna, 387 nucleotides long. Lineage: Eukaryota; Viridiplantae; Streptophyta; Magnoliopsida; Asterales; Asteraceae. The record is from the annotation of a GenBank genome assembly.
AUGCCCCACCAAGAUGGGCCUGCAUAUUUUCCGGUGGUGGCUAUUCUUUCAUUAGGAUCACCUGUUAUCAUGGACUUCACUCCUCAUUCAACUUUAGCAGACACUACAAGCAACAUUCAAGAAACCAGUCAUGGGAAUUUACAAAACUACCAUCCUUUCUCUAUUGCAUUGAUGCCACGCAGUUUAUUGGUAUUCAAAGAUACAACAUACUCAGGUCAUGGGUGUACUUGGAUACCAGUUAUAGAGAAUUUUACAGUUCACCAUUUCAAAUUCCUCAUUUACUGUCUUUCACAAGGUGACUCAGAUGGAGCUUACCAGGGUGUUAUAAGGCUAUUUUUGUCAAAUGAAGAUGAAAUACAUCUAACGAUGCAAGAUUUGAUGACAUAA